Molecule: messenger RNA, 1533 nt
Organism: Lasiosphaeria miniovina
Lineage: Eukaryota; Fungi; Ascomycota; Sordariomycetes; Sordariales; Lasiosphaeriaceae
Product: S-adenosylmethionine decarboxylase
Exons: 1
Coding region: 1-1533 (510 amino acids)
Biological process (GO): spermidine biosynthetic process; spermine biosynthetic process
Cellular component (GO): cytosol
Molecular function (GO): adenosylmethionine decarboxylase activity
Source: RefSeq, a predicted model, not a curated record
AUGACCAAUCUCGAUGUCUCCAGUGGCCAUGUCCUCUCGACUUCCCCGGGCACGCCUCAUCUGACUAUCAAUCACGAUAUUGCCGCCGACCUGGACUCUACCAAUGCCUUUGAGGGCCCUGAGAAGCUUCUCGAAGUUUGGUUCUCCCCGAGCGCAAAGUCGCUUCCAGCCGGCGCCAAGGAGAAUGGUCUGAAGGCGGUCUCCCCGACAGUCUGGGAAGGCAUGUUGGAUCUCGUCAACUGCAAGGUCCUAUCCAUCGUCAAGUCGGAGCACGUCGACGCCUACCUUCUCUCCGAGUCCAGCAUGUUUGUCUUCCCGCACAAGAUCAUUCUCAAAACGUGCGGAACUACAACUCUGUUGCUGGGACUCCGCCGCCUCCUGCGCAUUGCCGCCAUCGACGCCGGGUUCCCUUUCCACAAUGCCACUUCGCUGGAGGACGUCCGUGCUGCCGCCACCCCCCAUCGCGUCUUCUACAGCCGCAAGAACUUUCUGUUCCCCGAUAGGCAGCACGGCCCUCACCGGGAUUGGAAGGAGGAGGUCGCUUUUUUGGACGACAUGUUUGAGAACGGAAGCGCCUACAUGGUCGGCAGAAUGAAUAGCGACCACUGGUACCUCUACCUGACGUCUCUCGCAGACACUUUGACGCCUCCGCGGACCCCGAGUUCGAGCAACAACGGCAGCCCCACGCGCACUACAAAGAUUCCGACAGGCAUCACCUUGCCGUUCUCUACGGCCGCCGAGUCCAGCCCUGACGAAACGCUGGAGAUUUUGAUGACGGACCUUGAUCCCGAGCUUUCCAAGCAGUUCUACCUGCCGCAAGCGAGUGCGGUCGCCAGUGCGCAGAUUCUUGCCCAAGCCAAGGAGAAGGGUCCAGUUGGCGAUUCAGACUCGACUUUCGAUGUCUUCAGCAACGGUGGAGAGUCCGAUCUUCCAGGAAGCAGCACGAAUCCCGGACGCUUGGUGGUGGUCGAGGCUCCAACUACUGAGGGCCACGCACUUGGCACCGUUGUUUCAGAUACCUGCGGCCUCUCCGAAGUUUAUCCCGUCUCCAGCUACCCGGAGGCCCGUAUCGAUGCCUACUUGUUCUCGCCCUGCGGCUUCUCGGCCAACGGCGUGAUUCCAGCCCCGCAUCAGACGGACGAUAGCGCCAGUAAGGCUGCGCACUACUUCACCGUCCAUGUUACGCCGGAACCACACUGCUCGUUUGCCUCGUUUGAAACGAAUGUUCCAGGCGGGCAGAAUGGACGCCAGACUUCGGAUGUCAUUGAACAUGUUGUCAACAUCUUCCGACCUGGACGCUUCAGUGUGACCCUUUUCGAAAUGAAGGGAAGAUCUGCUAGUGACGUGCUUGAUGGCGAUAUCCCGCGCGCCACCGGGCUAUCAUCUACCAAGCAGCGUCUUGAGCGCAUCAAGGGCUACCGCCGUACCGAUCGUAUUGUUCAUGAGUUUGAGGAUUACGAUCUCGUUUUCCGAUUCUUCGAGCGUGAUGGAUGGGUCGGCGAUGGAGGAGCCAGAGUCGGAGAGGACCUCUAG